Trifolium pratense (red clover) is the source of this 1827-nucleotide messenger RNA. RefSeq lists its product as uncharacterized. The record is from RefSeq and is a predicted model, not a curated record. The transcript has 4 exons. Bases 1 to 1827 code for a protein of 608 amino acids. Gene Ontology annotation, molecular function: protein dimerization activity. Lineage: Eukaryota; Viridiplantae; Streptophyta; Magnoliopsida; Fabales; Fabaceae.
AUGAAGCAAACAAAGGUUAAUGUAGGAGUGUUGAAAAAUGCGCGGCAAAAGUUAGCAAAGGCAUUAUCUAAAUUGAUAAUACAUGAACGUUUGCCUAUAAACUUGACCACUUCUCCUUGGCUGCAUAACUUGUUAAACGAAGCUGCAAGGUUAGGUCCAGGUGUUAAAUGUCCUUCUCCUUAUGAGAUUUCAGAGAUAUACUUGAACGAAGAAUGUAAGGAUAUGCAAAAGUAUAUAGAUACAUUAAAACCAUUCUGGGAAGAGAGGGGGGUGACUAUAAUGUGUGAUGGUUGGACAAAUGGAAUAAAUCACAUGCAUAUCAUGAACUUUUUAGUAUAUUGUAGUCGAGGAACAGCGUUCAUAAAGUCUAUUGAUGCCUCGGAUGUUACCAGUAGAAACACUGAGUAUUACUUUAACUUGCUUGACAAAAUGGUUGAAGAGGUGGGAGAAGAAUAUGUUGUUCAAAUUGUCACUGAUAAUGAGGCAGCAUUGAAAGCAGCUGGUUUAAAGUUGAUGGAAAAGAGACCUACUCUUUAUUGGUCUCCAUGUGCAGCUCAUUGUUUGGAUUUGUGUUUAGAAGAUAUUGGGAAAAAGUCAAAUGUCCAAAGAGUGCUUGAUGAAGCAAAAAAGGUAACUUUGUUUAUAUACAAUCAUAUUUGGACAGUAAGUUUGAUGAAGAAAUAUACAAAUGGCAAAGAACUUAUUCGUCCAGCGAUCACUCGUUUUGCUACACAAUUUUUGCAACUUGAAUCAAUUGUUAAAGAGAAGCAAGGUUUGAAGGCUAUGUUUGAUUCUGAUGAAUACAAGAAUUCUAAAUAUGGAAAAGACAAAUCAGGAGGAGCUGCAUAUGAAGCAAAGAAAAUUGUGAUGAGUAAAGAAUUUUGGAAUAAGGCAACUGAAAUACUAAAGGUAUUUGAACCGAUUGUCCAGGUCUUGAAGUUGGUGGAUGGUGAUGUUAAACCAACAAUGGGAUUUCUUUAUGAAGCAAUUGAUAGAGCCAAACAAGCUAUUGAGAAAAAUUGUCGCUACCACGCUUAUUAUAAUUCAAUCAUUGACAGCAGAUGGGUUUUCAUGCAUUCUGAUUUGCACGCAGCAGGUUAUUUUCUCAAUCCACAAUUCCAAUUUGGAGUAGUCCAUGGAAGAGAUGUAGCUAGGGAAACCUUGGAUGGAACCACAAAAGUAAUAAGAAAAUUAGAACCAAACAUUAAUAUUCAAAUAAGAGCUAACAAUCAGUUAUUACUUUUUCGGGAUAAGCAAGAGUCCUUUGGAACUCCACAAGCUCAACAAGCAUGGCGUGGAACGGAUCCUGCUGAAUGGUGGCUGUUAUAUGGAUCUUCUGCUCCUGAACUUCAAAGAAUAGCUGUAAGAGUUCUAAGCCAAACAACUUCAGCUUCAAACUGUGAGCGAAAUUGGAGUACCUUUAGUUACAUCCAUACAAAGACGAGAAACAGAUUGAAGUAUAAAAAACUACAGAAGCUUGUCUUUGCAUAUUAUAACAUGAAGCUACAAAAUAGGAGCACCAUGAGAAGAAGUCAGGAAGAAAUUGAAAAAAACUUUAGUCCUAUCAACCUUGAUCAUAUAUUUCAAGAAGACCCUUUAUCUCCAUGGCUUGAAGAGAUAGAGGGACCAUUGUUGGAUGGAACUCAAAAUGCACAGUGGCUCCCUAUUGAUUCUGAUGAUGACAUUGAAGAAAUACCCAUUGAUGUUGAUCACUCAAAUUCAGGUCAUACACCUAGUCAAAGUGGGGAAGGUGGUUUAAGUCCACCAAGUGAUGAAAAUAGUGGUGGCAAUGGUGGCGGUGGUAAUCAAGAACAAGUCAUGGAAUAA